Messenger RNA from Octodon degus (degu), 1287 nucleotides. RefSeq names its product tudor and KH domain-containing protein. Gene Ontology annotation, biological process: spermatogenesis. The record is from RefSeq and is a predicted model, not a curated record. Lineage: Eukaryota; Metazoa; Chordata; Mammalia; Rodentia; Octodontidae. The coding region runs from base 1 to 870 and encodes 289 amino acids. The transcript is spliced from 9 exons.
AUGCCGGCUGGGGCAGCACACAUGCUGCACCCCUGGCAGUUCCUCCCCACAAAGGAGUCGGUGACUCAGCUGUUUCCUGACUUCAGUUUCCAUGCUGAUGAGUACCUAGAGGUCUACGUCUCAGCCUCUGAGCACCCUAACCACUUCUGGAUCCAAAUCAUUGGCUCCCGCAGCCUGCAGUUGGAUAAACUUGUCAGUGAAAUGACCCAGCACUAUGAGACGAGUCUGCCUGAAGACUUGACUGUGCAUGUAGGAGACAUUGUAGCAGCACCUUUAUCUACCAAUGGCUCCUGGUAUCGAGCUCGGAUCCUUGGCACCUUGGAAAAUGGAAACUUGGACCUCUAUUUUGUUGACUUUGGAGAUAAUGGAGAUUGCCCACUGAGGGACCUCAGGGCUCUCAGGAGUGACUUCCUAAGCCUUCCAUUUCAAGCAAUAGAAUGUAGUCUGGCACGGAUCGCCCCCUCAGGUGAGCAGUGGGAAGAGGAAGCUUUGGAUGAGUUUGACAGACUUACCCACUGUGCUGACUGGAAACCACUGGUGGCCAAAAUCUCUAGCUACGUCCAGGCUGGGAUCUCCACUUGGCCAAAGAUUUACUUAUAUGAUACCAGCAAUGGGAAGAACCUGGAUAUUGGGCUAGAAUUAGUUCGAAAAGGAUAUGCAAUUGAGCUUCCUGAAGACAUGGAAGGAAACGGAGGUGUCCCGGACAUGUUGAAGGACAUGGCCACAGAAACGGAUGCUUCUCUUGCUAGCAUGCUCACAGAGCCCAGAAGAAGCCCCGAAGAGAUAACACAUACCUUGUCCUGCCUCAGCUUAUCAGAAGCUGCCUCUGUGUCUGGUGACGAUAACCUUGAAGACGACUACUUACUCUGAAGUCUGGGCUUCAGCUGGCUCAGCCAUCUGCUUUGCUGCUCUGGCACAGGAUUUGGUUCCUGGAGAGAAGUCCAUAAAGAGACACAAGCAGUCCUUCCUUUUUAAACACAGUCGGGCUUGCUGUGGACCAAGUCUAUUUUCACCUGCUGUUGGAUGAGAGUGGCCCAAAGGAAGACAUACUACACCUCCCUCCCAUGUCACCCCAGCCCUCCUGUGUCUUCAGUGUUUAGUGCCGUUACUUCCAGGCUCUUCAGCCUCAGGCUUGGUCCCCCUGCCAGAUAAAGCAGCUUGCUGCUCGGCUGUGUCCUCUUUGAGUCUGGGAAAUAGCUAGGGCUUGGUCCUUGGGAGCAAUGAUGAUUCAGCAGACUUGAGCCUCACCUCGGCAGGUGACUCUCAUUAAGGGAAGUUUUAGGGCCG